AUGGUUCCCCGACCAUCACCUCUAACUUCCUCUCUGUUAACAUCCUUCCUACGACCAUCGGCUUCGAUACCACAAUCCUACAUAUUCACACCAUGCCGGCGCAAUCUACAUCGCGGGCUCCCUGAAAACGGGCGCGUUCCUCCCCCGACACCAUUUGUGCCUGACGUGCCGACGUUCCUCACGCUCAUUGGACGCGAACUAUCGAAGCACGCGAGCAAGAUUGAAUCCUGGGACGAGCUGUUCACAUUGACGUCGCAACAACUAAAAGAGCGGGGGAUUGAACCGCCCCGAACCCGGCGGUACCUGCUCCGGUGGCGGGAGAAGUUCCGCAAAGGCGACUAUGGAAUUGGCGGGGAUUUUCAACAUGUCAAGGACGGCGUGGCCGAAUUGAGAGUUGUCGAAGUGCCUAGUCUGAAAAAGGACCCAGAGACUGGCGAGCCGCUGUCCGGUCCUGUCACUGUCGGCAGGAGCCCAGGGAUGCAGAAGCUGAUUGUGAACGUGCCGAAUGGGUCGACGACCUACUCUCUGCAACCGGGCCAGACGACGGCAGACCUCAAAAAGCCUAAGGGGUUCAAGCUGAAGAACGGCUAUAUCAUAAAGGGCAAACAGGCACAUCCAAUCAAGGGAACCUAUGGAAGCGGAGUCAUGGUCAAGGUUACAGAAGGGCUUUGGGAGCAUAAACGCGGACACAAGGUGCAUGGCGGUGAGAGGAGAAGGGCAGAAACUCUGCACAAGUUGAGGGUUGAAGAGAGCAGGAAGAAUGCGAGAUAA
Messenger RNA from Exophiala dermatitidis NIH/UT8656, 771 nucleotides. RefSeq lists its product as uncharacterized. Bases 1 to 771 code for a protein of 256 amino acids. Lineage: Eukaryota; Fungi; Ascomycota; Eurotiomycetes; Chaetothyriales; Herpotrichiellaceae. Gene Ontology annotation, cellular component: mitochondrion. The transcript has a single exon. The record is from RefSeq and is a predicted model, not a curated record.